Messenger RNA from Brassica oleracea var. oleracea, 773 nucleotides. RefSeq lists its product as uncharacterized. The transcript has 2 exons. NCBI's taxonomy places the organism in Eukaryota, Viridiplantae, Streptophyta, Magnoliopsida, Brassicales, Brassicaceae. The coding region runs from base 49 to 639 and encodes 196 amino acids. The record is from RefSeq and is a predicted model, not a curated record. Gene Ontology annotation, molecular function: protein binding.
CUUGUUGUUUACUCUUUAUUUCUUUGCGCCUUUGAGGGGGAGAAGAAGAUGAAGGCACCUAACAUGGAGACGAUAACGAAAUCUCUGGAGAAUAUUUCUUUUAAUGAUCGGAGAAGAAGAGCCGGAGAUGGGUUUGGAAGAUCGUCGUCGAGGACAGAAGAGAGCAGCAAUGAACAUAUUCCUCCGAUCUCAGAUAGAACACUGGAGCUCAAUUCUCACUUAUCUCUCCCUUCUCACUGGGAACAGUGUCUUGAUCUCAAGACAGGAGAGAUUUACUACAUCAACUGGAAAAAUGGAAUGAGAGUGAAAGAGGAUCCAAGGAAAGUGAUGAUAAAUGCAGAUAGUGACAGUGGAGAAUCAUAUGGAACAUUGUGCUCAGAAGAAGAUAGCUCAUAUUACGACAGUGAGGAGUCUUCAUCAGCGUCAUCUCCAUCAUCAAAUGAGAAUCAAAAAGAGGAUGAGGAUGAAGAUGAUGAAGACAAAGACGAGGAAGAUGAAGGUGAAGAAGAAGAUGUGCUUGUUGUUGCUGGAUGCAAAGCUUGUUUCAUGUACUUCAUGGUUCCUAAGCUUGUAGAGGACUGUCCCAAAUGUGCUGCACAGCUUGUUCACUUUGAUCGACCUCAUUCUGCUUCUUCUUGAAACGUCUCUCUUUGUUUCCACUUUUUUAAAUUUUCUCUUAUGAGAAUUUGUUUAGGUUUCCUCUUUCUUUCUUUAAUCUUAUAUUUGUUAUAACUGAAUGAUUUCUCUUGCAAAUGAGCAUUAACAACGAGUUU